Molecule: messenger RNA, 492 nt
Organism: Lactuca virosa
Lineage: Eukaryota; Viridiplantae; Streptophyta; Magnoliopsida; Asterales; Asteraceae
Source: the annotation of a GenBank genome assembly
AACGCUUGAAACGUUCUCCAUUUUCCGUGCGCUUGCUUCGAAAGCUUCGUGUUCCCGUUCAUCAACAAUGGCCGAGAUUGAACUGAAGACUGCACCAGGUGACUAUCGUUUCCCAACAACAAAUCAAAGCAGACACUGUUUCACACGCUACAUAGAGUUCCACAGAUGUGUGGCAGCUAAGGGUGAUGGAGCUGGAGAAUGUGAAAAGUUUGCUAAAUACUAUCGUUCUCUUUGCCCUGCUGAAUGGGUGGACAGGUGGAAUGAGCAGAGGGAGAAUGGGGUUUUCCCGGGCCCUUUGUAAUUUGACCCACAUUUGAAGUGAUUGAUUGUUUGUUUGGGAUGAGAUUGGUUGGUUAAUAAGAGUUGUUUGUUGUGUGAAAGGUGUUUCUUUUAAGCCUUGGGAUUAUAUUCUAUUGCAACAUUUUUUUGGUAAUUUUGAAUGCAAGUGAUAAUGCAUUUGUGUUAUUGUUUAGUUUACUUUAAUUAUUAGGG